This is a messenger RNA of Suncus etruscus (white-toothed pygmy shrew), 841 nucleotides long. It is a transcript of the gene C1QTNF5, whose product is annotated as C1q and TNF related 5. Gene Ontology annotation, molecular function: protein binding. Bases 1 to 723 code for a protein of 240 amino acids. Lineage: Eukaryota; Metazoa; Chordata; Mammalia; Eulipotyphla; Soricidae. The record is from RefSeq and is a predicted model, not a curated record. The transcript has 2 exons.
AUGCGGCCGCUCCUGACCUUGCUCCUCCUGGGCCUGGCAACAGGCUCAGCCCCGCUGGAAAACAACAAGAUCCCCAGCCUGUGUCCCGGGUACUCCGGCCUUCCAGGCACGCCCGGACACCACGGCAGCCAGGGCCUGCCUGGCCGUGAUGGUCGAGACGGCAUGCCUGGGACUCCCGGCGAGAAGGGCGAGGUCGGGAAGCCGGGACUCCCUGGGCCCCGUGGGGAGCCCGGGCCUCGGGGCGAGGCAGGGCCCAUGGGGGUGGCCGGACCUGCAGGAGACUGUGCAGUGCCCCCACGCUCCGCCUUCAGUGCCAAGCGCUCUGAGAGCCGGGAGCCCCCCGAGUCGGAAGCGCCCCUGCCCUUCGACCGCGUGCUGAUCAACGAGCAGGGCCACUACGACCCUGCCACGGGCAAGUUCACCUGCCAGGUCCCCGGAGUCUACUACUUCGCUGUCCACGCCACUGUCUACCGCGCCAGCCUGCAGUUCGACCUGGUGAAAAACGGCCAGUCCAUUGCCUCUUUCUUCCAGUUCUUCGGGGGAUGGCCCAAGCCCGCCUCACUCUCCGGGGGUACCAUGGUGAGGCUGGAGCCCGAGGACCAGGUGUGGGUGCAGGUGGGUGUGGGUGACUACGUUGGCAUCUAUGCCAGCAUCAAGACAGACAGCACAUUCUUGGGGUUCCUGGUCUAUUCUGACUGGCACAGCUCACCUGUGUUCGCCUGAUGCCCCUAAGUCAGUGAUGGCUGACCUUUUUGAGCCCGAGUGUCCAAACUGCCGCACAAAACCAAAGAAUUCCCUCAAAAGUGCCAGCACGUCAAUUAAACCUUAAUAACAGGAUUUU